Messenger RNA from Peniophora sp. CBMAI 1063, 969 nucleotides. Lineage: Eukaryota; Fungi; Basidiomycota; Agaricomycetes; Russulales; Peniophoraceae. The record is from the annotation of a GenBank genome assembly.
AUGAGCGGCACAGAUGCGGCCGCUGCUGUUUCUUUGCCGACGUCAGUUCUUGCUACCGUCAAGCUCGUCCAUGUCUUCGGCGGCAUAUACAUAUGGGAGUUUGUGACCAGUUUAGACUUCGAGGUGGAGGUGUACAUGCGGAAGAGGCCAUGGCGUUGGUCUCUGCUUGUCUAUAUCGCAGCCCGCGUCCUCGCCCUCGGUGCUAUCAUCACCGAGUUCUUCGGUUUCGACUAUCCUUCGGCCUUCAACUGUAGCGCGUGGUAUCGCGCUACACUGGUCUUCUCUUUCGCCGCUAUCAUGCUUUCGUCGUUGAUGAUUCUUCUGCGCGGGGUCGCCGUCUGGGGUCGAUCCAUCUACGUUGUUGUCUUCUCGUCUUCUGUCUGGCUCGGAAAUGUUGCUGUUGCUAUCUGGACUAUGUCGCUGGGUGAAGCAGUAUGGUUCCCGGCCUUAGGCACCUGUGCCAUUACCGGCGCUGAGAAGCUGCGGGUUGGAAUUCUCGUGGACUUGUUUGCGGACGUUAUCCUCUUGACAAUUAUGUUGGCCGGUGUCAUGAACAAGCGAAAUGGAACUGGUCUCUGGCGUGUAUUAUAUAUUCAGGGACUUUCGUGGUUCCUCAUUGCUGUUUGCUCCAAGGUCCCGCCAAUUGUAAUGGGCUUCUUGAACAUCGACGUAGGCUGGAAUCUGAUGUUCAACACUCCGCAUUUGAUUAUCAUUGUCAUCGUCGCAACGCGCGUCUACAGGGAGCUCUUUGUCUACAUCACCCCAACAGCCGCCCAACGCUCCCGCCUACCACGCCCGCCCCAGUUCCAGAACGCAGAAGCCGCCAUGCAAAUCACCGUUCAAAAGACGGUCGAGUUUGACGUGGAGCUGGCACCCCAGUCGUCGUCCCGACAUGACUACGGCAACCUUUCCGAGCAAGUCAUCUCGCGAGGAGAGCAGGAGGCGAAGGAUAUGUACUUCGCUCUCUGA